AUGACGCCAACCAGAAACGGCGAAGUGAUCUUCAGCGAAAAGAUCUCGUCUGGCUACCCAGUCCCAAGCAAGACCGUCACAUACGACGACACCGAGACAAUCGAUUUGGACAACAUCCCUCUCGAAGGCGGCGUCCUGAUCAAGACCCUUGCCCUGUCUGUGGAUCCUUACUUCCGAGGCCUCAUGGCGGAGACGACGGACGUGCCUGGGUUUGUACUUGGGCAACCCCUCAUAAGCUACGGUAUUGGCGUCGUCCUCCGCUCAGACAGCCCUGAGUGUAUACCUGGUGUCCAUGUGUAUGGGAUGCUACCUCACCAUGACUACGCCCUCCUUCACCCCUCUACCAUCUCCACCCUCCGCAAGAUCGUCAAGCACCCCCACUUAUCCUGGGCCACCUACCUUGGUGCCGCAGGCAUGCCUGGGCUGACUGCGUUCUCUGGGUGGAUGGAGUAUGCGCCGAGGAACGGGAAAGGCCUCACCGCGUUCGUCACGGCCGCGAGCGGGCCCGUGGGGUCCAUGGUUGUUCAGCUAGCCAAACAGGACGGUUACAAGGUGAUCGCGUCCGCCGGGUCGGACGACAAGGUAGACUUCAUCAAAAGCAUCGGCGCGGACGUGGCGUUCAACUACAAGACGGAGGACACGGAGGACGUGCUGAGCGAGCAUGGGCCAAUUGAUGUCUAUUGGGACAACGUUGGCGGCAAGACGCUCGAGAGCGCACUGGCAAAUGCGAACCUAGGUGCGCGGUUCAUCGAAUGUGGAAUGGUUUCUGGAUACAACAGCGAGCCUUAUGGGGUCAAGAACCUCCGCCUCCUCUACACCAAGCACAUCACUUUGUACGGCUUCACCGUCAUGAUUCUAGGGGAGAAGUACCUCGAGGAAUUUCUCGCCAAGAUCCCACUUCAGCUGGCCAGCGGCCAACUUCAACACAAGGAAGACCUCACCUAUGGCCUCGACAAGGUCGGGGACACGAUACUCGCCGUGCAGAAGGGAGAGAAUAGGGGGAAGGCGGUGAUUGUGGUAGCGGAGGAGUGAGGGUGCAAGUGGGGAAUGAGUGAGGGGCGAAGCAGGUCAGGAUGACGAGGGCAAAAAAGUGCGCGGAUGGGGCGAGAACCUAGCGGUGGAGCGG
Molecule: messenger RNA, 1126 nt
Organism: Schizophyllum commune H4-8
Lineage: Eukaryota; Fungi; Basidiomycota; Agaricomycetes; Agaricales; Schizophyllaceae
Product: NAD(P)-binding protein
Exons: 11
Coding region: 1-1032 (343 amino acids)
Molecular function (GO): oxidoreductase activity, acting on the CH-CH group of donors, NAD or NADP as acceptor
Source: RefSeq, a predicted model, not a curated record